Messenger RNA from Metarhizium album ARSEF 1941, 5868 nucleotides. RefSeq lists its product as uncharacterized. Gene Ontology annotation, cellular component: nucleus; cytosol. Lineage: Eukaryota; Fungi; Ascomycota; Sordariomycetes; Hypocreales; Clavicipitaceae. The record is from RefSeq and is a predicted model, not a curated record. The transcript is spliced from 3 exons. The coding region runs from base 1 to 5868 and encodes 1955 amino acids. Gene Ontology annotation, molecular function: proteasome binding; peptidase activator activity. Gene Ontology annotation, biological process: proteasomal ubiquitin-independent protein catabolic process.
AUGGAUGAGAACAUCGGGCUGCACCAUGAGGGCUCAGUGGCAGCCUUGUCGGCCUCAUCCGCCGCUCAUUUGCUGAGCAACUUUCAUCCAUAUGAACCCAUCUCCCGGGCCACGUCGCCCGGCAUCCCUUACCCCAAGUCGGACGAGGACGACAAAAAGCGUUACCGACCCCGGACGUUUGCCUAUUUUCAACAACUUCCGUUCGACGUCGAGGAGGAGGAACAACGCGAUGCGGCACUGCAGGGCAUUCUGAAGCAGCUGUACAUUGCCAUCAAGGCGGAGGACUUCUCCCCUGGUGCGCUGCAUUGGACCCGAGAGCUGCAAGCUUGGCUCGCCCUGAAGUUCGAGAUGACGAGGGAGCUUCGAGCUAGGCUUGCGAAGCUCUAUUACUCUCUGGCGCUGGCGCCGGGUUUAGACCCAAAUACCGCAGAUCGCUUUCUGCGCAUGGUUCUGACAUUGAUCAGGAAGAAUCAUUAUCUCAAACCAGGCGAAGAUCUCACGUUCGAUUGGAGACCAAUAUGGCACGAGGUCAAGGGCAUCGUCUUACCCUCCGAAGGUCCCUCCCUUCAAAGUGGGCGACGACGGCCGGUCAAGCAACUGCUGAAGUUGUGUACUCACGCCCAUACCUAUUUCGACCCCAGGGACCGACCGACAAUGCUUGAAGAAUUUCUGCCGUUUUUCAGCAUCAACGACAUGCCCAAUGCAUUCAUCGUCUUUGGAUUGUUAAACACCUUUCUUCCCAGCCACCCUGCGCCGGAGAAGGACGUUGCUGCCCAACCACAGGAGUUUCUUCCGACUAUUUUUCACCUUUGGUCGAUCAUGAGUAGAUCGAAAGUCGCCGAUGUUUGCCUGAUCGAUCUAUUUUCUCGACUUGCGCGCGACCAUGUUCAUUGCGGCCAUGUUCCAUUCGGCGCGCAUGGCAUCUUCACCAAAGCCCAGUCUGACCUCAUCUUCACCUCCAUUUUGCGCCUUACGCAAAUUCCUGUCGGGCAGGCCAACUCCCCGUACACAGCGCUCGACUAUUUGUCAGGAGCAGGGGCGUACCUGGAAAAGGAUUCGAAGAAGCAUCCCGUACCGUACAUGAUGGCCCGACUGAUUGUGAGCUCCUUGUCGCCAAGCUGCAUGGAACGGGAUGACUCUAUCAUGGCAAGCUUGGAAGGCUUGAUGGAGUCCAUAGACACGUUUUUCCAUCCUUCAAACCAAGGCUCAUGGACCAACAUGCUGGGGCAACUUACUCUGUAUCUUACUGAUGCAUUUGUGUCACGGUGGAACCGUGAACAGAGCAGCGAGCUGGAAAUUCCCAAGGAGCGAAAGAUAAGUCCUGCUUUAAAGAAGCGCUUCGUUGCCUCGCUAAAGGAGGUGACAUUCAUAGGACUCUUCUCGAAAAGCACUAGGGUAUCAAACUGCUAUUACAAUGCACUCCAGGGCCUCGCCUACCUUGAACCAGACCUGGUUCUCCCCGGUGCUCUGCAGCGUUUUUAUCCCAGUCUCCAGGGGCUAGUGGAGGUCCACAGAACUACGUCCAGCCUGAACAGUUUGCAAAUGAUUGCAAAUGUCAUGUCCAAGCUCAAAGGCUAUAGAUGUCAUAUUACUGCUCUGCUUGCCUUGGCCCUGCCUGGUAUCGAUGCGAACGAUCUCAACAAGACGCAGUAUACCCUCAACUUCAUACAAAGUGUAGCAUAUAGCAUCCCGUUUGUGGAAUUGACAAAGGAAGGAACCCACAUUCACGAUACAACACUGGCAAUGCAGUGGGUCCAGGCAGAGAUGGACAGGAUGGAGCGGGAUGGCCAAAACGUGCAGAUCGACUAUGAAAGGGAAUUAAGCGACGAGGAUGAAGGCAACAUCCUGCGAUCCUCAACUGCAGGUUUCGGGGAAUUCGUCUUGACUCUCUUGGGCAAGGUAUUUACACUUCUCGAGAAUCUUCCGGAUGCCAAUCAGGUUCGAGGAGGAACCCCAGAGGAUAAUGUUGUCAAUGCAUUGCCUGCAGCUCUGUCACCGCUUUUCGCAUCGCUCUCACCAAACUUGUUUGACACGGCGCUCGAAAAGAUUGCGACGUUUGUUUCUAGCCACGUGGUUCACCAGGCUCGUGAUGCCAUGGCGUGGAUAUUGAAUGCGCUUUGCAAAGUCAACCCCGAGAAGACGCUCAAGGUCUUUGUUCCCAUGUUUGUCAUCAACAUUCGCAAUGAGAUUGACCAGAACCACGCCGCGUCUGAUCGUACUACUGGUACCGACUACCUCCCACGUGAUAGAGCCUUGGUAUGGCACAUCAGUAUGCUUGCCAUGACAGUAGUGCACGUCGGGCGGGAAGUACUGAAGUACAAGGAUGAAUUGCUUGGGAUUGCCGUUUACAUGCAGGCAAAGUGUCGCGGCUUGCCUACCAUCUUGGUCUCCAACUACAUUCACCACCUGCUGUUGAAUCUCACCAAUACCUAUCCCAUUGACCAUGCUCUGUACGAGCCUGACGUUAUCAAGAGGGGACUGGACAUUGAAGACUGGGGCAAGACGACGUCACCCGCUGAUCUCACCAUUCGAUGGCAUCAACCAUCACCGUCAGAGGUCGAAUUCGCCGUGGAGCUCUUUGCCUCACAAACGAAAUCCGCGACGGAGCAGUUGGAGCUUCUCUUCAGCGACAGUCCGCCCGUCAGCAGGACAGGGAAAAACAAAGAGUGGUCUGAUGAAGUUUCUAGAUUGAUGCAGCAGAUUCGCCUAGUCACUUCUGGCAUGUCCACCAUGUUUGAUCCCAAGCGUGCCUCGGGCAGCGGCAGUGAAAAGUUGAGCAAUGGCAACGGUGGAGAUGGUGAUGUCGAGAUGGGCGAUGAUGAUGAAAGCCUGGCUGAGGGUGCCGAAGAUGAGGAGUUGCGGCCUCAAUUUCGUUACAAGGCCGGGUAUCUGCUCAAGUCAGAUGACCCAGUGUAUGAGCGCAUCCACGAACUCCGUGAACAGCUUGGCCACCUGCUCUCCAAAGCUCAUGCAUUCCUCAGCGAGCACCAGGAGGAUGAUGUUACCUGCUCCACUGCACUAUGCAACGCAUACCGGACAUGGAUAACGGAUGUUGGGAUCGAACGUUCCGCACACCCACUCGAGCGACAUCUCAGACUGUACAAGGCCGACAUCGCCGCCUUUAAGAUAAAAGGACUUCGCAAGGUCUACCCGCGCCCUCUACUGAUAAAGAGGGCCGAGGCCUAUCAGCUACUGCGUAUGAAGCACAAUGCAUCAGCUCGGCACAAGAGCGAACUCGACAGGCGCUUGCUACUGGACUUGGCCAAGUCGUGCCAGUCGUUAUACGCCGACGUUCGCCGAGCAGCCCAGACUGCACAAGACUCGUCGCUCAAAGUCCUCAUAGGCGGCAAGCCGCUGGUUGUGCCUGUGGUCCUUGAGGGAUUGCGAAAGGCGAUUGAGGCCAAUGAUCACGAUCGUAUCAAAGGCGGCAUGUAUACACUGUUCUUUACAUCACUUCUUAGGACAAUCGUGCGAGACUGGCGAUUUGCACCUGACGCAAUGUCGCUCUACAUCGAGACGGCAGGGAUUGACAAGCCAUCCAUACAAAAUCUGGGAUCAUCUGCGCUUUAUUCUCUUAUUGAGUUUGGUAAAGCCAAUGAAGGCCUGAUACUCCUGGAUGAUGCCGCUCUGAACGCCAUCCAACCGGCUGAGGACACCGAUGACGCCGUCGAUAACCGCCACAGGGUGAUAUUGGAGAGAAGGAAAAAGAUCGAGACGGCAAAGGCGGCUUUGGGAUUGCAGCUCACAAAUCGAGCAAAGGGGUCACACUGGAAAAUCGCAACCAGAUGUGCCAUCUUUGCCCUGAACUUGUGCCUCCGCUUUGACAGUCUCGCUCCGGCCGAGUUUGUCGAGCUGGUUGCCAAUGGCACAAUUGAUCCGCACCCGGGCCUCAGGGGCUACUACCUUAACGCGUUCACGUCUCUGCUGGGUGCCAUUGACAUGCGAGCUGUGUACGGCCAUGACUACGCCAACUAUCUCAUGGAGAAGGAAAUUGGUGACAGGAACAGGAUCAAUGUGCCCGUUGAAAAAGGAGAUGCCGAGUUUACCCGCGACUUCCUGGAAGCCUUCACGAAGCCCGAAGCAGCCGAGUACAUGGUUGAUUCCGACCACCCUGGAUGGCUCGUCUGGGGCAAAAAGUUUACAGCUUUCCGUGCCCGCCCGCUACCUUUCAAUGCUUACGAUGAGCUAGAGAGCAAUGUCCGCCGUCAGAUCGGCAACAUUCUGACAAAGGAGUGGAUGUCGCAGUGUUUCGAGUACCUGAAACAAGAACCGCGGGAUCAGUCCACCGACAGAUUCCGAAUGAGCAAUGUCUACCUCCUGAUGCAUGUUUUCGAUCUCACAUACUACGGCAGCACAACGGUCACCCUGCAGGAAAUCAAGGAGCUAGCUGAAGACGUUUUUGGUGACGGAAGCGAUAAGCAUCAGCAUCGAGCAACGGCUGAAAUUCUUGGCGCCUUGUUGGCUGGCUCCAGUGACGACCCCGUCGAGCUGCGCGACAAGGUUUGGGAGUUCGCGGCCCCAAUGCUGCUGAAGAUUCUAAACGACGGAUUGACGCCGGAGAAUCUACAGUACUGGCUCCCCUGCGUCCAUCUCGUUCUGGACUCAAGAGACCCCCGACGAUCACGCGAAAUUCUGGACAGCCUCAAAUCAUUCCGAUUAGACAUUACAUCCAAUGCGGCGUUCAAGGACUCAUCCAAGGUCCAGUUGCUGGAAUUUGUGCUGGCGGACGGGGCCUGGCAUUUCCGCCAAGAAAAGCCCAUCUUGGAAGACUUCCUUGCGCAUAUCGAUCAUCCGUACAAGGCCGUUCGCGAGGCAAUGGGUAAAGUACUCUGUGUCAUUUUCCGAAUCAGGUACCACGAGUCCUUUGAGAGCGUGCCCAAACUCAUCGAAGCCAACAAAAAUGCUUCGUCGAUUGGUAUCCGACCAUACCAGCCUUCAGAGGAACUAACGUCUGCCAUUAAAGAUGUUUUUGGCCGUCUGGAGAAGUGGCGCCGUGAGAGGCAGCCUGGUCAGCAAACACAAUCGUCAUAUACCUCGGGAUCCAAGACGGUUCUUACUUGGCUGGAUUGUACGCUGUCAUCCAACGAGUGCACCAUGCUCGUACCAUUCUUCGCCACGCCUUUUAUGGAGCAAUUGCUGCACAUGAUGGAUGUCAAGGAGGACCCCGAGCUGAUGAAAAUCGCAUACCACGUGUACAGACACUUGCCCAACAUUCCAUUCAGGGAAGGUGAGGAUGCCGAGUUCAUCAGUGCCCUGAACAAGAUUGGCAGAUCGGCAACGAGCUGGCACCAGCGCCUUCGGGCACUGGUGAACAUGCAGGUGGUCUACUUCAGGCGCAUUUUCCUCACGGCUGCAACUGAAAGAGACGCCCUUUUCACGGCCGUGUCGGACAUGCUGAGCGACCCGCAGCUGGAAGUGCGGUCGUGCGCAUCCACGACUCUGGCGGGAAUGAUUCGCUGCUCGCCUCGUCACAUUCGAGACCCGAUGAUUGUGCGACUUCAGAAGCGAUUCGAGGACGAGCUGCAGCAGAACCCGAUGCCCAAACGAAAACCCAAUUUGCCAGGCACGGAAACGCCGGUCGAUGUUCACAGGCAGGUUACUCGUCGGCACGCGGCUGUCUUGGGCCUGGGUGCGCUUAUCGAGGCAUUCCCAUAUGCCACACCACCACCAGAGUGGAUGCCAGAGGUGCUGGCCACGCUGGCGCGCAAAGCUGCGGGUGAUCCCGGCGUGGUUGGCAAAGCUACAAAGGGCAUCUUGAGCGAGUUCAAGAAGACAAGACAGGACAGCUGGAGCGUAGAUCAGAAGUACUUCACGCCAGAACAGUUGGAGGAUCUGGAAGGUGUUCUUUGGAAGAGCUACUUUGCCUAG